Sphaerodactylus townsendi is the source of this 948-nucleotide messenger RNA. RefSeq names its product olfactory receptor 1L4-like. Gene Ontology annotation, molecular function: olfactory receptor activity; G protein-coupled receptor activity. The coding region runs from base 1 to 948 and encodes 315 amino acids. Lineage: Eukaryota; Metazoa; Chordata; Lepidosauria; Squamata; Sphaerodactylidae. The transcript has a single exon. Gene Ontology annotation, cellular component: membrane. Gene Ontology annotation, biological process: G protein-coupled receptor signaling pathway. The record is from RefSeq and is a predicted model, not a curated record.
AUGGUUCUUCAGAGUAAUGCAACCUGUUGCUAUGGAUUCAUCCUGCAAGGUCUCUCCAAUGAGCAAGAGCAGGAGCGUCUUCUCCUCCCCAUCUUCUUCUUCAUGUAUCUGAUGAUUCUACUAGGCAACCUGCUGAUUGUCCUCCUCAUCCGCUACAAUGCCCGCCUCUACCAGACUCCCAUGUAUUUCUUCCUUAGCCAUCUUUCAUUGGCUGAUGUGGGUCUUUCCUCCUCUACAGUUCCCAAGAUGAUGUAUAACCUACUGAUGCGCACCAGAAACAUAUCCUAUGGUGGUUGCUUGGCUCAAAUGUUCUUCACCUUGGGCUUUGGAAACACUGAAAGUUUUAUCCUGUCCACCAUGGCCUAUGAUCGAUAUGUGGCCAUCUGUCACCCAUUUCGUUAUGCUGUUGUGAUGAAUCAGAAGACCUGUAUUCUUUUAGCUUCUGGCUGCUGGCUUUGUGGUUUUCUCCACUCACUACUCUACACUGUGAUGAUGUCUUGUCUUUCUUUUUGUGCCUCCCGGGAGAUCCCCCACUAUUUUUGUGACCUCCAUCCUUUAAUUAAGCUGUCCUGUUCAGACACCUCAACAAUUCAGAUGACAACCCUCACUGAGGGGACGGUGACCAUGGUGGGGCCUUUCACAGUUACUGUCCUCUCCUACGCCCUCAUUUUCUACAGAGUUCUCAAGAUCCCCUCAGCAUCGGGGAAGCGCAAGGCGUUUUCGACCUGUGGUGCCCAUCUCACCACGGUGGUUUUGCUUUUUGGGACUGUCAUUGCCGUAUAUGUCCGCCCUUCCUCUGCUUAUUCUGGCACCAAGGUUCGGGUGAUGUCUGUAGCCUACACAGCUGUGACUCCCAUGCUCAACCCCUUCAUCUACAGCCUAAGGAACAGUGAAAUCCAGCAGGCUCUGAGAAAAUGUCUAGGGGGUCACCUGAAACCAUGGAACUGA